CUACUUGCAGAAAGUCACUGUGAGCCCCAUUACGUGACCAAUUUGAAGAAGUACUUUAAUGAUGGAUACUACACAGGAACUUACUACAAAAAAAUAUCGUCGAAAGAAGGUAGGUCAUUUACUUUCUUUUUUUCUUUUAAAAAUAGAUUUAUCUUCCUUCUUGUUCUGACAGCUUAACGCCGCCAGAAGAGAGAAGAAAUCCAACCACCAAUUUUAACUCCCUCCCCCCCCCGCCGAGUGUCUGAAUAAAAGGCUAAAAGGCCCUCAAGAUCACAUUGCAGAUCACAAAAUAAAAUUAUUGACCAUUCUCGGCUAAGAGCACGUCUCAAUUAAGUCACUGAUGAUUCAUCUCCACUUUCUGAGAGGAAAAGAAACAAAAACGAGUGAAAACAAACUGCUCAGAUCAACAAAAACAUGCGUUUAAAGAAAAGAUGUUCUCAGAUGCAUUUAGUUAAGACUGCUUUUUCUGCGAAGUUUAAGCCAGUAACCCUAAGUCGGUACAACAAAGUAACAAACUUUGAUUAUCACUUUAUUGGGAUUUUGUUGGUUGGCUUCUACAUCAAAAUUUGAGAUCAAGUCUCAGUAAAAAUGAAAAUAUUGACAACGAUUUUUCCGUUUUUGGUUAGAGCUGGAAACCGAAGCCAAGGAAGCAUUUCGCGAAUUUCUGAUAGCUAUGAAGUAUAAAGAUAUUGAACGGUUCUUCAACGAGUGGAAGAUGACAUUUGAGAGCGAUGGACCGUUCACAUCUGAACAGGAUCUCGGUAAUCUGGAGAAGGCAAUGACUGAUCCUGAUGAUUUUAUGGUAGGAACAUUGCUAAAGAGUUUUAUUGAAAUAAGCCAAUGGUGUGUAGGGGAAAAGAGCGUGAAUUUUCAAAAAGAAAUUUUAAAAAAUUUUACAACUGGAGUUCAAGUUUUGAAAAUGUCAAUUGUGAAAAGUGGUCUCACUUGCUAAGGAAAACAAACGAAUCAAAACUAUUUUAUGUUCAAAAUAACAUUAGAACUUUUAUGCGUUUUAUUUCCCAACAACCAAAUCAUUUUGUCAAAAAAUAUUUUGGAUCUCGAGUAACUUAUUUUCACAAAUAUGAAAGAAUGUCUUUUAAGCAAACACGAUCAUACAAGCUUCUUACCGUUUAAUCUGUAAUAAGCGGCACCAUAUAAAGCGCUCACCCUGUAUUAAGCGGUGCGUUUUCAAAUUCCCGACACCUUUUACCCUUAAAGGGGGACCACUCGAUAAAACUUAGAGUAAUCUUUCAAGUUUUUAUCUCCCGAAAUCAAAGUCAGUAGUAUUUUUGAGCCAGUUUUUGUUCAUUGAAUGGUAAAUAAUGGCAUAAGUUGACGUUUUUUUUAUAAUAAUCUUAAUCUGUGGAACCUGUUUCAAGUGGUCACCGCGCCAUUCCCUUAGGUGACCGUCUAAUAUAUGUUCGACUGUACCUUUUUUAGGCUCGUAGUGGUUCACGUUGGUGUUGAUAAAAAAAAUUACAAUUUUUGACAACAGCUUGCUGAAACCACUUCGUUUCAAACAACCAUGAUGAACAGUACUGACAGCAUUUAGAAGGAUAUAAGAACACAGUCCCAAGCGAAAAGAUUUCUGAACGCCCAGCUUCAGUUUUAAUCUCUUUUUGUUUUUUUCUUAUCUGCUAUAAAUGUUUUCACCGAAAGACAAGAUUGUAUAUUGGUGAUCUUCUUACCAAUCGAGAUGACGCAGAUCAAGCAACAGACGCUUACAAAGAAGCAUUUGUGUCAAAGGACGAUAAAAGAGUAAGUUAUGGCAUAAGCACAACUGGACGUAUAAGUAAAAUGUUCUUUUGGUAUUAGUAUUAUUAUUAUCAUCAUUACCAAUAUCAUUAUCUUUGUCAAUAUCAUUAUCAUCAUUACCAUUGUCAUUUUCAUUAUCACUAUCACUAUCACGAUUGCUAUCAUCAUCAUCAUCAUUACCAUUAUCAUUAUCAUUAGUAUCAUCAUCAUUAUCAUUAUCAUUAUCAUUACCAUUACCAUUACCAUUACCAUUAUCAUUGUCAUAGCCAUUGCCAUUGCCAUUGCCAUUGCCAUUGCCAUUAUCAUUAUCACUAUCAUUAUCAUGAUUAUCAUUAUUACAUGUAAUAAUAUUAAAUAUGAAAAAAAGGUGAUAGCCUAAAAAAUAAAUAAGUCUUGAAUAGGAAAUGAGUAAACAUUCGUCCCCCUUUAAAAAAUAAUUUCCAUUUGAUCUCUUGUUUUAAAUUUCUCAAUAACUGUUGACAAUUCUCUUCAAACAUCUACGAAAAAGAAGACUGGCAAUGUAUAACAGUGUACACUAUUAACCUUGAUGAUUGUAUCAUAGGUGGCAUUGUUCUACCUGGGAGAUGAGGACAUCAUGCAUGGAGUGUUGGCAGCUGGAGUCAGAUCCAACAUGGAUGCUGUCUUUUUAGUUUUUCUUAUCGAUUGA
This is a messenger RNA of Pocillopora meandrina, 2422 nucleotides long. The record is from the annotation of a GenBank genome assembly. NCBI's taxonomy places the organism in Eukaryota, Metazoa, Cnidaria, Anthozoa, Scleractinia, Pocilloporidae.